Molecule: messenger RNA, 2094 nt
Organism: Ustilago hordei
Lineage: Eukaryota; Fungi; Basidiomycota; Ustilaginomycetes; Ustilaginales; Ustilaginaceae
Exons: 1
Coding region: 1-2094 (697 amino acids)
Cellular component (GO): nucleus
Molecular function (GO): histone binding
Source: RefSeq, a predicted model, not a curated record
AUGUAUCCAUCAGGUCCAUACGAGCCGAGCUAUGCCGGAGCGGAAGCAGGACCAUCUCGUCCACGUCCAGGAUCAACCUACGAGCCUACCACACCCGUUCCCAAGCCAAAAAAGCGUCGCCGGCUGCAAUUCACCUCGCAAAUGCGCAACAUCAUCCAGCGCUACAAUCCCGAUGGCACAGAGACAGUCGAGUACCUCCACCAGCAGUCCACACAACGGCUAAAGCGUAAAUGGGAUAGCAUCUUUGAACGUUUCAAAGAUGCACAUUUACAGGAGCAGGAUGAGAUCUAUCUCGGAAACAGAGCCAAUGGCGAACCCAUUGUUGUAGUCAAGGAUAGAGGCAGCUUGCGCAGUUUGAGAGAGAGCAUGGAGUUCGGAGUGUUUAUAAAGGAUGAAGAGUUACAGGGGUGGAAAGAUCGACCUGAGGCAAGGGAGAUGGAUGAUCGGGAGGAUGAGUAUCAUGAUCAUAUUCAUCCGACACACGGGCUUUUUCAAGCGCAUAGGGGAACACAGCAGAUGGCUCGUGUGUCGUCGAGUGAGUCGGAGGAUCAAGAGGAUGAUCCGGCGGCGUACGAUCCGGACUUGCGCGAGUUCCUGCAAGCUGAGGCGCGCCGGAAAGCUUUGCUUGGCGAUACAGGGCAAAUUGAUCAAGAGGCUGAGGGUGAGGACAUGAUUGACUUGGGCGAUCCCAUGUGGAGUAGCUCAGUGGCAGACAACGAUGCUUUGAUGGCCCGACGCAGACCACCACUACCGCCGCCAAGCCGCAAACUUGUUCCGCCGCGAGGAACAGAUCGACGAUCACCAUCUCGUCAAGUUUCAUCAUCCGAAGACCAAGACGACACUGACGUAGUGACAGUGGACAGCGACUCGGACGAAGAGCUCGUCGACUCGAUCCGAACCAAGCGGCAGAACAUUGAGGAGCUCCUGCAAUGCACCACGCCCUUCGAGACGCUGCCUUACAACGACAUCUUUGGUCUCGCUGACCUGCUCAAGAUCACCGACAACACCUCACGACUCUAUAUCGAUCUAGUUUCCGACGAGCAAGACGAUGAGCAGGUCAUUGAGGUAACGAACGAUAACUUGCCGGCAACGACGCCAGAAGACACUGUUGACGCUGAAGCCAUAGCAGAAAACAACACUGCUUCACCAACCAGCCCAUACCCUUCUUCACUCAUCGUCGACCGAGCUUGCUCCCAAGCAUGCGAUCCAGCAGCCUCGCCAACAUCUUCAGCAAUGCCUCAAUCAUCCAUAGUACGCGCAUCUUGGGCGCACUCUAGACCUUGCACUGCAGUGCGACGAGAUUCUGAAACAGUAAUAGAGCUAGAGAUGCGUUCGAGUCAGGAGCGUGUUUCUCUCAGGACUCCUUCGACAGUGCAUCAAACAGAGGAUUUGGAUCAAGUCGAGCCUGAAGAGUCUCGUUCGUCUUCACCAGCUGAGCCGGCUGAGACACUUUGCUUGUUACCCAUUCCAUCGCGAGUUCGAGAAGCAGCUGCGAGAAGUAAAACAUACCCAUCUCUGCCUUCUCUGGAUAGAGGCAUUCCUUCACCUUGGACAUUGGUGGAGACAGUGCAGCCUGCUGAUCGGGUUGUGCAGGAGGAGGCGAUAUUGCUGGCAGGUGCUGGAGAGGCUGCGCAAUUCGUGAGAUCGCAAUGUUGUUCACCAGUCGUAGAAGGUAUAGCGUAUUCGUUGUCCACACCGUCACUUGAACCUUUAUCAGUUACCAGUCGACAAGAACAAACAAAACUCGAUCAGCUAGCUGUUGACGCAUCAGCUUCUCAAAAGCAAUCCUCAACAUUGACACGUUCAACUUCAUCAGCCAAUACCCAUGCUCACCCAACGCCAGAAUGGACUGGCGAGCACUGGGAUCAAAUGAAGCAACCUCGAUCCUCGCCAUCCCUGCACGGCGCAUUAUCGAAUAGAGGCAAGCAUGCCUAUCGAUCUUGCACCCUGCCAGAUCGCAUGCUAGACACGAGCCUUGACUGUCUCGUCGAGCCUCGUGUUCGCGGGAAGAGGAACAAACUUGCUAAAUGUGGUGGGCCGAAAAAAUGUCACAAGACUUUCUGCUUGCACUGUGCUACACUAAGCCUAUCUUGA